UGUUUUCUGUUUUGUCAGAGUUGAAAAUCCGCCGAGGCGCCAUUUUCCCCCACCGUCUCUCCCUCUGACACAACAACAAUAUUAAAGAAAACACGGCGCACCGCAGGCAGAUCGAGCCCGAAAACCGCCGGAUCACCGCGGAGCCGCGCAGGGAGUCGGUUCAGGGAGUCGGAACAGCACCGGGCCGCGGGAUUAAACACCACAGCGCUGUUUCUGAGUCGCCUUUGUGCCUUUGUAUGAUUUCAGUCCCUUCGCCCAUUUCGUGAAUCCCAAACGGAGCGGAUUUACCGGACGAGCCGAUUAGGAUUUCUCUUUGUUUUACAUCGUCUCUUUGUUUCUGAGCACCAAGAGGAAUAUCCACAGCUCUCAUCUCUAACAGCUGGAUUAUACGUUUAUUAUUAAUAGCAGAAAUAUCUUUUUAAAAUACCCAAACUGGAGCGUAAUUGGUGAAAUCCACCCCCCCCCUUCUCGGAAUCACGUGCAGGUUGUCCUGUGGCGUGACGGUAGGUGGGUGGUGUGGCUCUGGCCUCGGCCCCCUUGCACCGCUGAAUGGCUGCGAUGGCGCCCGCGCUGACCGACACGCCGGCCGACACUCACCGAAUCCGCCUCAAACUGGCUCCGUCCUCCUCCGCUAUCAACCAGAGUGCCGUGGAGGAAAACGGCGCCACCGACCGUGUCCUCGCCCCAACGAACGGCACCGUCAAACGCAAAAACUCUGACAAAGAGGAUCAUCUGUCCUGCGCGGCCGGAAACUUCAGCAAAGACGAAUCGAGUCGCGAUUUGGGCAAAAUACAGGAGUUCGUCACCUCGUACCGCUGCUCGGACGAGACCCUGAAAUUGCAGAACGUCUUCGACAUCCUGCCCGGCAUCUUACAACGCAAGCACCACACCCUGGAGCUCUCAGAGGAGCAGCUGAAGAGCAUCAUGAGUGCGGGGAAUGCUAGCAGUCUGCCUUCUCUACAGCAGAGUGUCGGCGUUAACGGCGUGGCGAGGAAAUUUACAAAAACAAACAAAGACUCCAGCAGCGUCACCAUGAAUGGAGGCAAGUAUGGACAAGCAGCGCUACCACUUGCUCACGGCGGGUCAACAGGAAAUGGUCCUGCUAAAGAUUCCACGGAGCAGCACCAGUGCCCUAGAGGUGUCCCACGGGAUCGGCAGAACAACCAGGAUAUCCCAGAAUCUCCCGUGCCCUUUCGCUCGCCUUCACAAGAGCGGAACGGUUCGGACAGCUUAUCGGUGUUUAGUGCGGAAGUUUCCGUGGCUCCGCCUUCUGUGCUCAACUCACUGGAAAGCCUGGGAGGAGACCUGCACAGCCGUUCGCAGCAGGCCAAAAGCCGACAGAUGGAGAUCGAGGGUCGUCUGCGGCGCCUGCAUAAGCGGCUACAGGUGGUGCAGGCGAAGCAGGUGGAGCGUCACGUGCAGCAACAGCUCGGUGGAUUACUUUGCAGCACUCUGGGGCCUCAGGACUCCCGGGUCCAUCGGGAAAGAGCAGAACCCAGCCGGGUUCUGAGGGGCGAAUCUGUGCCGGCCGAGCUGGAGCGGCUCUCGCUGAGCUGCAGCACCAACCUGCGAGCGGCGGAAAACGCCUUUGAUUCGGACGCCACCGAGAGCAGCUCCGGAGGAGAAACAGACGUGGAAGAGGACGAGCUGGCCCGGGCGGACGUCGAGCAGCGGCACAUUUCACUGUGGAGGAGAGCUGAGGGUCAUUAUGCGCUGGAACGCUCCUCCAUCAUCAGUCACUGGAACUGGCUGCAGGCUCACGUCUCUGACCUGGAGUAUCGCAUCCGCCAACACACCGACAUCUACCGUCACAUCCGUACCAGCAAGGGUGGUGUGGUGCUGGGUGAGAGCUCGGUUUGUGAGACAGCAGCAGAGAACAGCAGCGGGUCGAGGACGGAGAGUCUCGCCUGUCCCUUGGUGCCCAAUGCCGACGGGACAAACGGCUCGGUGUCGGCCCUCGGUGUCUCCAUGGAGACGAACCUGAGGAAGAGUUACCCGUCUGUCCGACAUGUCAACGGAGUCAUAAACAGUCUGCGUUGCGGUCCUUCUGCCGUGUCCGAGGCGGAGCAGCAGAGGCUGAGUGUUGAAGACUCGAGCUGUGUAGCAGCACGAACCCGACCGCUUAUCUCCUGCAGGAAGAGACGCCUGAUCCGACCCUACACUCUGCCUCAACUCAACAACAAGGUGCAGACGGGCCAGUGGUGUGGCUGUGAUGUCAGUGGUCAGUGUGUGAUGUGCUGUAGUCGCCCUGCUGCUUUGUCACACACUCUGUUUCAGCGUCCCCUGCUGGACAGACUGGCUCAGCUCGACCCCUGCAUCCACCCCGUCCUCUCCUUCACUGACGACGUUGGAAUGGGUCUGCACUUUCAGCGUGUCAUGAAGUGUCACUGGCAGGGCCGGUCUCUGGACAAGAUCAAACCCAUCAAGAAGAUCGCACUCAAACACUCAAAGUUCUCACCGAGCACUCGUCUCAUCGAUCCUUCAUCAUCAUCCUCUUCCUGCUCCAAAGACAAGCUCAAGCUGACCAGCUCGCUUCUCUCUACUGACCGUUUGUCCCAUCACAGAAUGAGACAAGAGAAGCUGUAUCGACACCAGCAGAGUGACACUGAAUCUCGUCAGCUGUACAGAGCAGAGCGCAGUCACACUCGCAAGAGGGCCAGAGAACACUCAGUGGAGCGUGACAAUGUCAAUAAGUUUUAUAUGGAAGUGGCAAGCCCGAGUUCCUCUCUGACCACGCCCACUCUCAGCCCUAUAGUGAGACAGCUCUCGUCCUCUGAGAGUCCAACACCCUGCAGUCUCACCAGCACACCGCACCAAGCACAGCGUAAGAGGAGAGUGGAGAGUUCGUUUGACAUCAACAACAUCGUCAUCCCCAUGUCUGUGGCGGCGACGACCCGAGUGGAGAAACUGCAGUACAAAGAGAUCCUCACACCCAGUUGGAGGGUGGUGAACAUCAUGGCCAGUCACAUUUCUGAGGAGGAUGAUGCAGUAGAGAUUGAGGAUUUAUCAGAUGCGGCUUUCUCUCAGCUUCAUCUUCCGUAUGAAGAGCAUGAACAUUCUCGCUGGAGUUGGACUUCCAGUUCUGUUGCCAAGAGAAGGGGCAGCCGCUCGUAUAAGUCAGUGGAUGGCCGCAGCACUCCCCUGCUGGGUGGAACGAACCCCUCAACACCUCAGCCUUCGUCUCCAGACCCGUCUCACUUCCCACUGCUGCAGGACUACAGCUCAGCCCCUUCCCCCUCCCCCUCCAGCCCGGCCAGCCCUGAGCUGCUCACAUUCUCUCACACACACACUCACACACCAGCGUCCAGAGACUCCCAGCGGUUCCUGUCCAACGAGGACACGCGCUGCUCCACACCAGACACCAGCUACGACGAGACGCCUGUGCAGCCGUGGGAGCACAGAACGUUCCCCCUGGACGUGGAUCCGGUGCAGGAUCACGAUCAUCACAUGAGUCCAGGCAGCAAUCGAACCGCACGACGGAUUUCGGGCUGCAGGAGCGGCUCCAGGUCCGAGUGCGAGGGCGAGCCUCCAUCACCGCUGCCUGAGGACACGAGCCGGCACAGGAACAACUCACUCAGACACACACACUGCUGAAACCUUCUGUACAGACUCGUCUCUCUCUUUCUCACACACACACACACACACACACACACACACACACACACACACCCCUCUCCAGCUCCAGAGCAGAUUAAACCUCCUGCUGUUUGAUAUUCAAACAUCGCUUAAAUCUUUCACAGUUUUCAGUGAAUUUGUUAAGUUGAAGAUUGGAUCCCAGUAGAGACGACUUCCUUUUUGUUUGUUUGUUCUUUUGUUUUUGUUUUGUUGUUUUUGGGUCACUGGUAAUCAAAAGGUGGUGGCCGAUAAGAGGCGGAAAGCAGGAAACCGGAGUCUCGGUGGUGUCCUAAAUCGCUCAUGUGCACUUGAUUUGCAUCGGAACGGACUGAAGCGAUCGACAGCUAGCGGGUUGACCUCAAGCUCCCUAUUAUACUGAUUUAGGUACAACCCAAAUACGCACAUAAACGCCUGACUAUCAGGCAUGUUGUUAUUAUUAUAAUUAUUAUUAUUAUUCAUUUAUUAUUUCUUUCAGCACUUCUCUCUGUUCAUUCUCAGUGUCUUUAAUAUUCGGGGCCAGCUUUAACUAAACUCUAGGAUUAAUCAGCUUUGUGUGGUUGAUCGCUGGAGGAUUAGCAGCAGGUCGAGCAUUUACUCUAAGUUCAUAUACAUGUAGGAUGAGUUGCGUGGGAAGUUUUUUUAUUAUUAAAAAAAAAAAAAAGAAAAGUAAAAAAAAACCCCCAUGAUCACGCAUCAGCGCUCCGAGGUGUUUCAUUUGUAUUUCUGCCGUAACUUGUACGUGCAAUUUCCCCACCUGAGAACGAAUCGAUCGCAGCACUUAAUCCCAGGCGCUUUUUUUUAAACCCUGCUGCCUGAAUGCUUGAAAUAAGUAGCGCAGGAGGACGUUUAUGGGCUCGAGCGUUCUUCUAAUCUGUAUUUGCACUCUGAUGCUCAGCACUCUUCUGCUCUCUGUCCAUCAUUCCAUCGCAGCGACGCGCUCGUGCGGCACUUAUAUAUUAACCCUUACAUUAUAUUCUACACAGUGAAGCAGGAUUUACGAUUACAGGAUAGUUUCACCAAUAAAGAGAGAAAAAAUUACAACCCUACUACAAAAACUGCACCUUUUUCUCCUUUAAUCUCCAUCAGAUUGAUCGAUGUUGUGGCUCUUCAUCACGACUCCUCUAUGGUUCUUUUUGUUGUAACUUUGAAUCUCUGUGAUCGGCUCACGACGUUUGUGUUCGUCUGAAACGUCUCACGUUUAAGGGGCGUGGCCAAGCGAGGGACCCCACCCACCUAAGAGACUAGGGGCGGGGCUAAAACUCUAAAAGCGCACAAAAUGUCGAUCUGUAUAAACCUACAGGUGUCGCGCUCCUGUGGCGAGAUACAGAUGUAUAGUUUGUUAAAAAGAUUUGAUUAUGCGAAAUAAAAAAUGUGCAAUUUUUCUUUUUUUUUUUUACGUAUUCAUGUACAAUCUAUUCAGAAAAGGAAAUGACAUCGAUGUAAUUAGUUCUAAAUCCUCACUGUCAGAGAUUUGAGAUUUUAGCUUUUUUUGCUAAUUAGCACACAGAGCCACAACCUUGUUAAUGUUCCUCAUCCUGAAGCUUCACUACGUCUCAUUUCGCCUCUGGGCCCACAAGCUUUCUGUGUUACUCGGAUACGAUCGCCUUCGCACCUCGUACCGUCGCAUUUCUCACUUUCUUGUUAAUUUCUGCUUUUCCAUCCACUGGACUGUCUGUAAUUCCGGUUGUUUCACCACGAGAGUGUUUUACACUCGCAUCUGUCUUUGCGUUAUUAUAUGCCCUUGUUAACCAGCAGGUUUUUCCAUUACGCGUGCACGCGUGUGUGUAUAUGAGAGAGAGAGAGAGAGAGAGAGAUCGAACACCAUGAAUAAAGAAUAUUAGCUACUGCUCUGUUUUCUCCGUUCUCUUCCCCUGAGUAAUAAACACACCUCCCUGAAGGCGAUGGUCCACUGACCUGUUCGUUGGUUCCAUGUGAUUAGCGUUGAGGAGCCGGUGUCUUCAUGUGCGAGAUAUUUUCCUACACUCAGUUUCCACCAUGGUGAAUUUGACUGGAGUUUGGGGGGAGGGAGGGAUUGGGUGGGAGGAGUCUGGUGUAUCAUUUAGCAUGUAAUAGUUUGUAUUAUAAAUAAAAGAAGAGUAUAUUUUGUAAAUACAUUAUUUGAUUCUUUACCGUGUUUGAUUUUUUGAGGCUGUCUGUAGCUGUCUUGAUUGUAUAGCGAGAAGACGCAUACAAAAAAAAAAUAUUUAACAACUUUCUUUACGGAAAUAAAGGUGUAUGGAUAAUUGGCCAAUCUGACAGCGUUUGUGCUUCUCAAAAUUAAAAGUGAAUUAUAUUGUA
Tachysurus vachellii is the source of this 5913-nucleotide messenger RNA. RefSeq names its product KAT8 regulatory NSL complex subunit 1b (gene kansl1b). Gene Ontology annotation, molecular function: histone acetyltransferase binding. The record is from RefSeq and is a predicted model, not a curated record. Gene Ontology annotation, cellular component: NSL complex. NCBI's taxonomy places the organism in Eukaryota, Metazoa, Chordata, Actinopteri, Siluriformes, Bagridae. The transcript has 15 exons. Bases 550 to 3594 code for a protein of 1014 amino acids.